GCACGACUAUUUUGUGCCUGCUAGCUGUGUCUGGACAUUACCUGUGCCAGACUGGCAUGGUUCUUUCUCCUUAUGGCCAUUCUACUACAUAUCCUCUCUAGCUUAUUAUUGUUCCUUCAGCCAUUACAUGUAAUUCAAUUUUGUUCUCUCCCUUCUCCUCUCCACUCUUCUACUAUCUAUUUAGUAGUUCUUUGUGUUAUUAUUUUCUACUUCAUUUACUAUUUUUCAUGCAUGAGUUCUUCACGAGUAGAAUUAGGAUUGAAGGUGCGUUGUCUGUGAUUGUUUAGAAUUUACGAUGGUGACGUUCAUUGUUGGGGAGAAUCAACUGCUUCUUCUUUGUUGUGUCCUUUUUGCAGGGGCUGCAGUUGAAGCUUUAUCCUAUGAUUAUUCAGCUAUCAUCCAGUGCUUGGCAGAACCUCUCAAACCACAAUAUGGAGGAGGGAUCAUCAUUAACCCAGAUUUGAACCAUGGUUUGCAUGGAUGGCACAUAUUUGGGCAUGCAAAGAUAGAGAAUCGGUUAUCAUCAGAUGGAGGAAACAGCUUCAUGGUCGCUCAUAGUAGAAACCACCCUUCUGAUAGCUUCUCCCAAAAGCUUUACCUACUUAAGGGCAGGCUUUACACCUUCUCUGCUUGGGUACAGGUGGUUGAAGGAAAUGUGCCAGUAACUGCGGUUUUCAGUACAAAAGAUCGUUCGAUAUAUGCAGGUGCAGUUGUUGCUGAAUCUGGCUGUUGGUCAAUGCUUAAAGGAGGCCUUACUGUGAACUCAUCUGGCCCUGCUGAACUGUAUUUUGAGACCAAGAACACAACAGUUGAGAUAUGGGUUGACAGUGUCUCCUUACAACCUUUCACCAAGAAGCAAUGGAGGACUCACCAAGAUCAAAGCGUCCAGAAGUUACGAAAGAGAAAGGUGAGAUUCCAGGCAGUAGAUGAUGGCAAAGGGAAAACCAUUGCUGGUGCAAAAGUCUCCAUACAUCAAAAGAAUCCAAGUUUCCCGUUUGGCAAUUCUAUAACUAAGGCCAUCCUCGACAACCCUGCUUAUAGAAAUUGGUUCGUCUCCAGGUUUACUGUCACCACCUUCGAAAACGAAAUGAAAUGGUACAGCACAGAGAACUUUCCUGGGAAAGAAGACUACUCAGUAGCAGAUGCCAUGCUUAGCUUUGCUAAACAGUUUGGCAUUGCAGUGCGAGGUCACAAUGUUUUCUGGGAUGAUCCCAAGUAUCAACCUGCCUGGGUCAAAUCACUUUCCCCCGAUCAACUCAGGGAAGCAGCAGCAAAGAGGAUCGAUUCCGUUGUGUCAAGAUACAAAGGGCAGCUUAUAGCAUGGGAUGUUGUUAAUGAGAACCUUCACUUUUCAUUCUUUGAAGAUAAGCUAGGGAAGGAUGCAUCUGCUGCUUUCUACCAGAGGGCACAUCAACUUGAUGGGGGCACAACAAUGUUCAUGAACGAGUACAAUACGAUUGAGGAUAGCAGAGAUCAAAGCUCAACACCGGCCAAGUACCUUCAGAAGCUGAGGGAGAUUCAAUCCACAAAUCCUGGGAAGAUGGGAAUUGGGGUUGAGUCACAUUUCAGUAUAACACCCAACAUUCCUUACAUGAGAUCCUCCCUUGAUGUUCUAGCAGCAGCAAAGCUACCCCUUUGGAUCACAGAGCUGGAUAUUGAAAGUAUGCCUAAUCAGGCACAGUACUUGGAGGAGAUUCUGAGAGAGGCUCACUCUCAUCCAGCCAUCAAUGGAAUUGUCAUGUGGGCAGCAUGGCAUCCUGAGGGCUGUAACAAGACGUGCCUCACUGAUGAAAACUUCAGGAACCUCCCAGCUGGCGAUGUUGUGGACAAGCUGAUCAAUGAAUGGAGACACAGUAACCUUGUUUUAUCAACAGAUACCAAUGGCUCCUUCGAGGUUUCACUCUUUCAUGGAGACUAUGACAUAACAAUGACUCACCCAUCCAUGAAUUCCACCUUAACUCACAGCUUCAAGGUACCAACAGGAAACUCAGAGACAUUGCUACAUUUUCAUGUUCAUGACAGAUGAGAAUUUCUAAUUUCACCUUCUGUUUCAUGAGGAAAAGAAAUAAAAUGUAGGAAUCUUCUUACACAAUAAAGUAUUCCAAUUCUUGCUUCCAAA
Molecule: messenger RNA, 2119 nt
Organism: Macadamia integrifolia
Lineage: Eukaryota; Viridiplantae; Streptophyta; Magnoliopsida; Proteales; Proteaceae
Product: endo-1,4-beta-xylanase 5-like
Exons: 6
Coding region: 296-2026 (576 amino acids)
Biological process (GO): carbohydrate metabolic process
Molecular function (GO): hydrolase activity, hydrolyzing O-glycosyl compounds
Source: RefSeq, a predicted model, not a curated record